Molecule: messenger RNA, 624 nt
Organism: Cutaneotrichosporon cavernicola
Lineage: Eukaryota; Fungi; Basidiomycota; Tremellomycetes; Trichosporonales; Trichosporonaceae
Exons: 3
Coding region: 1-624 (207 amino acids)
Source: RefSeq, a predicted model, not a curated record
AUGAAGUACUUCGCCGCCGCCGCUGUCCUCGCUUCGGUCGCUGUUGCCCAGCUCGACCCCAGCACUAUCAACCCUUGCAUCCUCACCUGCGCCACCACCGGUGCCACUGCUGCCGGCUGCUCGGGUGUCACCGACUUGGCCUGCAUCUGCGCUUCGGCCCAGUUCAUGACGGGUGCGCUUGACUGCAUCAACUCGCAGUGCCCCGACCAGGUUGCCGCGGCGACUGCCCUCCAGGGUACCCUUUGUGCCGGCCAGAGCACUGCUGCGGCCGGCGCCAGCGGCGCCGAGACCACCGCGAGCGCCGCCGCUUCCGAGUCGGCUGCCGCUACUGCUGAAUCCUCCGCCGCCUCUGUUGCCUCCUCCGCCGCCUCGGCUGCCUCCUCCGUUGCCUCCUCCGCUGCCUCGGGCGCCGAGUCGGCCGCUGCGUCCGGCUCUGCCAAGGCCUCGUCCGCCGCCGCUAGCGCUUCGUCGAAGGCCGCGUCGGCUGUCUCGGGUGCCUCGAGCGCUGUCUCGAGCGCCGCCUCGGCGAAGCCCACCUCUGCUGCCGGCGCCCUCACCAUCCCCGCCAAGGAGGUCGCUCUCGCUGUCUUCGGCGUUGUUGCCGGUGCCGGUCUCCUUAUUUAA